AUGUUCUUUGAAGAACCUUUGAAAACGAUAGACUCGACUACAACCACGUCUAGUAAUGUUUCAGCUGUGUCAAGGCGUAAACGGAACAAGACAUUUUCUUUUUACCCGAUAAUGGAUGCAACAACAAAAACAAACUCAAAUGCUCAAAGCCCAGGGAAAAGGGUAACUCCUUUAACCCAGAGUCCUGCAAGAGCAACUCCUUUGUCCCCAAAAUCGUCCAAAUUAUCCCUAUGCAUUCCCAAAGAAAAGAAUGCUCGAUUCUCUUCCAAAUUGCCACUACACACGGGUUUGACUUCGGAUAACAAGAUUUGUCAAUGGUAUUGCUGUUCAUGCGGACAAUCUUAUGGCUCUGUAUUGUAUAAAGAUGACGUUGACGAAACAAAAGCUGCCAACUCCAAGGAUAUUGAGAAUACAGAGGCAGCCAACUCCAAGGAUAUUGAAAAUACAGAGGCAGCCAACUCCAAGGAUAUUGAGAAUGCAGAAACAGCCAACUCCAAGGAUAUUGAGAAUGCAGAAACAGCCAACUCCAAGGAUAUUGAGAAUGCAGAAACAGCCAACUCCAAGGAUAUUGAGAAUGCAGAAACAGCCAACUCCAAGGAUAUUGAGAAUGCAGAAACAGCCAACUCCAAGGAUAUUGAGAAUACAGAGGCAGCCAAUGCCAAAAUUAUCGAGAAUGCAGAUGCUACUUCUCUGCUGGCGCAUUGGACAUCUGCCACCAAUCCAAGGUCUAAUUACAUAUUUGACAGCUUAAAAUAUUAUAGUCUGGUUGUAUAUCGAGACCACAAGGAAACGAUAUCACCUACAAUUGCAAAAGCCAACAAUUGUUUUGAUUCUAAGCUGCUGCAGUUGCAGCAACAGCAAAAAGUGGAUGGCAAACCAGCACAUUUGUCAGAAAAUAAUCGCGCAAAGAGAAGACUAGAAACAUCCGAGGAAGACCUGAAAAGUCCAGAUAGUCCCUCAAAUAUCCCUUAUAUUCCUGUUUUGUCACCUCUACAUUUUGAUUUGAACAAUUCCAACAACAAUUUAAUAGAGUAUCAGGAUCGAGUCAUUUUGAAUAUACCUACACGGUUUACUUGCCAUCGGUGCGACCAUAUGAUGUGUCCGUAUUGUUUAAAGUUGAGAUUAAAGGAUAUUGACAUUGAUUAG
Lodderomyces oxycetoniae is the source of this 1146-nucleotide messenger RNA. RefSeq lists its product as uncharacterized. The coding region runs from base 1 to 1146 and encodes 381 amino acids. The transcript has a single exon. The record is from RefSeq and is a predicted model, not a curated record. Lineage: Eukaryota; Fungi; Ascomycota; Pichiomycetes; Serinales; Debaryomycetaceae.